Messenger RNA from Parnassius apollo (apollo), 3600 nucleotides. The record is from the annotation of a GenBank genome assembly. Lineage: Eukaryota; Metazoa; Arthropoda; Insecta; Lepidoptera; Papilionidae.
AUGGAUGAUGAUAAUUAUCAAUUUUUGGCUUUACAAUACAGUCGGCCCAGUCAACGAGUAUCCAGAGCUCCACGCAAAACCAGAGCAUCAGUAGGCGAUCAAUUAGCUGAUGACAGGAUAACUAGAGAAACAGUUGUUCCUCGAGCAUCUUCCCUACCGAGAGUUUCCGAAAUUCAGUCAUCUGGGGAAAUCCUUGCUGAAGAGCCUGGCGAAUCUGAGUCAUCCCCAUCUCGACCGUACUCCACCCAAUUAGAACAGCCGACGAAAGAGGAAGACAAUGGAAGUUCUACGGACGACAACAUAUGCAUCAGCACGUCACAUAGUAUUUGCGGAAAUCUCUCCGGACUCACCAUCACUAUAAAAGGCAUCGACAACGACGAUGACAACCUUUUCUCGGCAACAGUCAGCAAGACCGACUGCAAGAAUUGUCAGUGCCAUAAAAAAAAUCCUUGUUUAGAACCUCAAACAGUUCAAGCUCAGAUGCGACCGCUCGAUCGUUGGUCAUCACAGAUAGAAACUGAUGAAAUCAAAGGGUAUCUGCGGUCACUGUGCCGUAACUGCCAAUGCGGCAAAACCUUUUAUCCGGAUCCACAAUGUGCCACACCGCAAAGGCAAUCUUCCAAUCUGUGGUCAUCACAGAAUCAAUGCAACGAUUUGAGGGGCUACUUGCAGUCGACAUGGCGCAAUUGUCAAUGUUCCAAAAGUAGACCCUGCGAAGAAACUGUUAAUAUGAGUGGCACGGUACCACCUACACAGACGCAAGUGAUCCAAAACUGGCCGACACAGGUCGCAUCUGAGGACAUCAAGCCCAGCAUGCUAUCAAAUUGCAAGAACUGUCAAUGUGUAAGAAGAAAACUUUUUCUUGGAAGCAAUUCAGUAAACAAUCACAUUUCACCGAAAUUACCAUUCGAAGUUUGUCAAAACCCUGAAUGCAUAAAAGAUAAAUCCUGUCCGGAAGCGUCAACACUGGUUAGCCAAAUCGAAAAAUCUGCACUGUCGGAAACUACUUGCCCAAACCCCGAAUGUUUGAAGGACAUCCCGCGUGACCAAGCAGCGGUUCCUAAGGAAUUGGCCGCAACCAGCACACCGCCAAUGUUCGAAUCUUCCCCUUUACAAUUACAAAAAGAAACGCAAGAAGAGAAGGACGCAGAGGAAAGUCUAAUGACACCUGAAAAACAAUCACGGAACAUCAACAAACGGGUAUCAACUAGCACCAGUAAAAAGACAAGGUAUAACAGUGCCCAGCUCGAAACUAUUCAAGCGCACGAAAGUGAACCCCGACGUUCUAUAGAGGAAGUAAAAAAAAACAGAGCCGCCGACAGAGAAAGACAGAGAUCCUCGCAUAUGAAAAGUGAUGCAUUACCAGACGACAGUCGUCCCUCAAGAACAAGAACUGGACACAAAAAAGUGUCGGACGUGUCCCAAAGUUUUCCAGAGAAGCUUUCUCGUGCAAUCGGAAAAGGUGACACGGACACAAAUGAACGGUCAAGAUAUACAAACCCAUGCAGCUACCGUCGGGUGGAUCCAGAAGUAGAACAGCCACAAGGAUGUGUGCCUUAUAAACCACCUGAAGAAGAUAACAGGGAUAAAUGUUUUCCAAACGCAACCAAGACCGCUCAAAAGAGAACUUACACUCCACAAGCCAUAAUACCUGAAAAAUUACCAAGAACUAGCGAAAGACGGCCGACAGUUGAAUCUAAAGUCAAAAGAACAAGCGAACCACAUCCCAAGUUGGAAUCUCUAAACGAUCCGUUACAAGAUCCCAGAAAGUCGGUGCGCAUUAGUGAGAAAACCUCACCAACUGCUCCCACUUACAAUAAAUUGAGAACGAAAAUAGUAGAAGUAAAACAGAAAGACUCAAAAACUAAACACAUUUGUGAAUGCAAGAAAGGGAAAGCGACCAAAAAAGAUAAAGACGAAAAACGAGAUUCAACUUCCUGUGAAUGCCGUGACGAAAAAGGCUCUAAUUCGACGGAUUGCGCCUGUUCUUCAUCAGCGCACGAGAAUGAGAACGCCCAAAAUGGCAAGCUGUCGAAGAACACAAGUUCCGAUAAAUACCAAUGGCCUAAAAAGCUAAUAAAAGCAGUUCAGCCUCGGUCUUCUAAACAAAAGCUUCAAUCGUCAUCAUCAUUAGAGAAACAACCUUCGCCCCAAAAGCUACCGUUAGACGAAAAACCGUCGAAGCUUUCAUCAAUAGAAGAAAAGAGUCAAUCGCUAGAAGACAAGAGUCAAUCGCUAGAGAAGAACCAAUCAGACAGAAGGUCAUCGUCAGUGAAAAAACAGUCACCGAACCAAAACGAAGAGAAACUGUCCCAACUCAAAUCGUCUCAGAGUGAUAGUAUAUCAUCGAAACAAAAAUUAAGGUCCUCGUCCAACGAAAGUAGACCGUCGAGGCAGGCACGUCGUUCAUCAAGGGAUGAACGCCCAUCAAAUGCUCGUCAUAAAUCCGCACCGGGCGAGUACCGACCCACCGACGACACACAACGUGAAGUACGACCGUCGAAGCAGCCAACCCUAGAUCUGGAAGAGAUUAAGCUGGGAGAUAGUAUAACAAGUGAACAGGAAAGCGUACAAAUUCCUCAUGAAGCUUCAAAACACGAUGCCGCUGUGGAAAUAAGAUGUCCAAUUUGUACGUGUGCAACACAGUGCCAUAGUACAAGUUGUUAUCAACACACGGCUAUACUUAGUAAGACCUUAAAAGAAAACAUCUACGAAGACAUCCCAACUCCUGACUACACUUUCGAUGACGACGAAACGCUGUUCAGCGAUUUCACUAGCGACGAAAAAUCUGACACAACUGUACAAAGCACACGUUGUAAUCAUGUUGCCGUUGAAUUCUGUGACAAACUGAUGAAAACCAAAAAGACUUGCAAAACGUGCUGUGGGCGACUGUCGAAAGAACCACUUAAAAGAAACAAUCAAGCAACAACUACAGAUAAAACUAAAUUCAAAGACGUCAGCACGGUGACGAAAGAUUGGUGGAGUCCAAUGUGCGAGAAAAAAUAUAAAAAACCAUGUAGUAAUAAGAAAAAAUACAAGAAAACAAGCGAUAAAUGUAUCUCUACGGAUGGACGUCUGGUCACGUUCCGGAGUCGAACGCAACUAAUACCGACUUGUUGUCGCGAUGUUUUAUCACCAUCAAGAUAUCUUCUAGAGUCUCAACGGCAGUACAACGAGAUCUUCACCUCCAAAUUCUUCGGGAACACUGUGUAUCCAGCUUUGGUGCACCAUCACAAGCAAGGCGGAUUUUGUGCUUCCAAAAUUAAACGAAACUCGCAGCGGGGUCACAAGACAAAAAGGCUAGAGGAUUUCUCACCAAGGCAACAGUUACCGGCAAGUCCCAAAAUAAGCGAAGAACAUGCGCGCUCAGACGAUACUACGAGACCUGCUUUAAGAUACGUAAAAGGUCUGAGACGCUACAAGCACAGAACCGACGCAAAAUCAAGCUUUACCAGAAAACCAAGAUUUCAUAAACCAGGUUACGAGAACGGAGCGUACAAAAUUCUAAGAAAAUCACAACGAAAUUUAAGUCUACGUUAUGUCCCUGCAGAAGACAAAAUCAGCUUAUCAGGUCAAUGCAACUCUGCAAGUAGUUUUUGA